Molecule: messenger RNA, 849 nt
Organism: Pipistrellus nathusii (Nathusius's pipistrelle)
Lineage: Eukaryota; Metazoa; Chordata; Mammalia; Chiroptera; Vespertilionidae
Source: the annotation of a GenBank genome assembly
AUGGCGUCCCUGGGCCAGAUCAUCUUCUGGAGCAUUAUUAGCAUCAUCAUUGUGUUGGCUGGAGCAAUUGCCCUUAUCAUCGGUUUUGGUAUUUCAGGCACACACUCCAUCUCAGUCACGACUCUCACCUCGGCUGGGAACAUCGGGGAGGAUGGAAUCCUGAGCUGCACUUUUGAACCUGACAUCAGGCUCUCUGACAUCGUGAUUCAGUGGCUAAAGGAAGGUGUCAUGGGCUUGGUCCAUGAGUUCAAAGAAGGCAAAGACGACCUGUCAGACCAGAAUGAGAUGUUCAGAGGCCGGACAGCCGUGUUUGCUGACCAAGUGAGAGUUGGCAAUGCUUCUCUGAGGCUGAAAAAUGUGCAACUCACAGAUGCUGGCACCUAUACCUGUUACAUCAUCACUUCCAAAGGCAGGGGGAAUGCUAACCUUGAGUAUAAAACUGGAGCCUUCAGCAUCCCAGAGAUGGAUGUGGACUAUAAUGCCAGCUCAGAGAGCUUUCGAUGUGAGGCUCCCCGGUGGUUCCCCCAGCCCACAGUGGUCUGGACAUCCCAAGUUGACCGAAGAACCAACUUCUCAGAAGUCUCCAACACCAGCUUUGAGCUGGAUUCGGAGAAUGUGACCAUGAAGGUUAUCUCUGUACUCUACAAUGUCACCAUCAACAACACAUACUCCUGUAUGAUUGAGAACAGCAUCGCCAAAGCCACAGGGGAUAUCAAAGUGACAGACUCUGAGAUCAAAAGGCGGAGUCACCUAGAGCUGCUGGACUCAAAGGCCUCACUGUGUGCCCCUUCUUUCUUUGCCAUCGGCUGGGUACUCCUACCUCUCUCCUCUCACCUGGUCCUAAAAUAA